GAUUCAAAAGCCAUAUGAGCGAGCACUCUACAGCACCUGCGCAACCCAAGACUAAAAAAGCGCAUCGAUACCACCGGUACCAUAUCGCCGUAGCGGGCCUCGCCACGGUUUCCUUUGCGCUGGGUACAGCAGCUGGCGCCGCCGUGCUUGCCUGUCUGACAACGUCAUCAACUACUGCAGCGGCGGCGAAUUGUACCGUCAAUGGAACCGCAGCCCCAGCGUUGAAUGGAUCCAUCCUUCCAACUUCGCUGAGACCCGUGAUUCUCAUGGUCGGUGACUCGAUCAUAGAGCAAGCUGCCGGCGUCAGCCUCCACGGCUUUCAAGCGCUGCUCUCCAAGGACUACAUUCACCGAGCAGACGUAAUCAACAGCGGUCGGUCAGCCUGGACAACGCGGAGCUGGCUACCUACGGUCCCGGCACUCGUUCAGGAGUGGGCCGCCCGACCUCCGAGCCUCGUUAUCAUUGGUCUCGGCACCAACGACGCCCGGCUUCCCAACGCCACUAACGACGUCCCCCCCGACGAAUACAAGGCCAACCUCGAAGCGAUGGUGCACCUCUUCCUCGAUGCGUUUCCAGCGACCAAGUUGUUGUUGCUGACGCCCGCCGUGACGGACGACGACAUCUUUGUGGACCGAGCGUACCUCAAUGCACGGGUGGGUGAGUAUGCAAACUACUGUACGCAAGUGGGCCGUCGCUUGGACAUUCCCGUCAUCAAUUUUUGGACCUUGCUUCAAGGCGCGCAGAAAACUGUACUGAGCGACGGCUUGCACCUGAGCUUGGCUGGCAACGAGUUUUACCACAACCAGAUCUUAGCUGCGAUUGCGACUUCGUACCCACAGCUGACGCCAAGGGCACUACCAGGUCGUCCCUAGUAGCCUCGCGCCGUGGCAUUUGUUUCGAGUUCAUUAGGGUACAUACAAAACGUAAUAGUGGCUCGGUAGGCCGCCUAAAGACUUGCACGGCUGUAAUGCGU
Messenger RNA from Saprolegnia parasitica CBS 223.65, 973 nucleotides. RefSeq lists its product as hypothetical. Bases 15 to 872 code for a protein of 285 amino acids. The record is from RefSeq and is a predicted model, not a curated record. NCBI's taxonomy places the organism in Eukaryota, Oomycota, Saprolegniomycetes, Saprolegniales, Saprolegniaceae. The transcript is spliced from 3 exons.